GUCACACAAGACAAAAAGAUCCGCAUAUGACUCUAAAAGAGUUUCAUUUAGAGGAGGUCCUCCGGCAAAACCACCACCACCUCAUCAGGUCAACCCAGUUGCAGCAAGGUCAAAUUUUGGUCUAAACGGUUUCAAUCCUCAGUUUACCACCCAAUCCAAUCUCCAAAAGGCAAACAUAUGAGGAGAUCUUCUCGCAGAAGGCAUGAUGUCUCAUACUAUGAAAAUGAGGUUGAUGAUGAUUUACAUAUGAACCAAGCAAACAUUGUUCCAGAUGGAAAAUCCCAAGAAAAUGUAACUCCUGAUGAGGGCCUGCGGCCUGCCUACCCAAUGGGAAUCCCAAUGCAGAUUGAUGAUGAAGCUGGUUCAAUUCCAAAUGGUCCGAAAAAGGUUGAAGUAAUAAUUGAUUCGGAAUCUGGUUCAGAUGUCCAUAUAAUUGAGGAUAGAGUUGAUACUUACACUUAUCCCGAUCCAGAAUUUCAUGAUUUUGACAAGGACAGGGAAGAAAGUUGCUUCUCAGCUGACCAACUGAGAGGCCAAAGGUCCAAAAGUCACCAAGGCCCCCUUGCCGCCUCUGCCCAAACUUCAUCUUCUUCGACCGGAAAAGGAACAGAGCAAAGCUUCCGGAUCUUCUUCUCCAAUUCUCUAUCCCAAAAUCCAGAGACAGGUCGUACACACAGAUCUGCCUCCACUGCCAACCCUAGCGACUCUAGGGUUUUUGCCGACAUAUCAGACGACCACCGAGAUAGUCAUCUGUUGGCAGUCCGAACAGCCUUGCUCUUCAGAGAGAUGAUGUCUGAGGACGGAAAGAUCAGGAUAGAGAAGUUUGAUGGGCAAGAUUUUGGAUGGUGGAAGAUGCAAGUCGAGGACUUGCUAUGUCAGAAACAUCUUCCUCCAUGUUUGACAGGUCAGAAACACGAGAAGAUGAAGGAUGAAGAAUGGGCUGACUUGGAUAGAAAAGCCCUAGCUGUCAUCAGGUGCACUUUGACAAAGAGUGUGGCUUUCAACAUCAUGAAAGAGACUACUGCUCGUGGGGUUAUGACAACGUUGUCAAACAUGUAUGAGAAACCUUCCGCGUCUAAUAAGUUGAUAUCAAAUUUGAUGAUGAGAGACACAGUCGAGUCCUGGAUUAUGGACUCAGGUGCGUCGUUUCAUGCUAUCUCUAGUUCGAGAAAGAUGAAGAAUCUCAGACAAGGCAACUUUGGUACUGUAAGUCUAGCUAAUAAUCAAACGCUGGAUAUUACUGGGGUGGGAGAUAUUGACUUAAAAACCAACUUGGGAACAAUUUGGACAUUGAAAGAUGUCAGGGUAAUUCCCAAAUUGAGAAAGAUGUUGAUUUCCAUUGUGCAAUUGGACGACCAGGGGUAUAAUGUUCACUUCGGGGAAGGACAAUGGAAGGUUGUCAAGGGAAGAGCAGAAAAGCAGGGAGCUAAACUGGUUCCUGAACCGGUUUCCGAACAAGAAACCGAAACAAUUGUCGACACAGUUCCAGAGUUUGAAGUCGGUGGAAAUGAUGAGUCAGAGGUAGCUUCUGAAAGUGGGAGUUCGGAGUCUGAAGAUGAACAAUCCCCAUUUGACCACACUGAUCAGUGGGUCAGGAGGUCCACCAGAGUUACAAAGAAGCCAGAUAGUUUCAGACACUUGUUUAGCACAUCACUCAGUGAGAGGUUGUUUCAAUCCUUGAGAUCAAUGAUGAAGCUUGUGUCUCAUGAGUUGUGUGCUCACAGAGGCAACACAACCAGGCCUUUUUUGUUUGCACAAAUGAGCGCUUUCUUUCACAGUGGCCAGACUCGUUACUCGCCCAGAAGCUUUUUUGGAGUGGAGGAUUUUGCAGAUGAUGACAAUAGCCGACCGUACACGUACCAAAAGGGAAAAAAGUCAAAGAACCCACACAAGCAUGUUUCCUUCAAGCAAAGAACUGGGCCUUUCAUAGAGCCCUUCACGCUUGACGUCUUCAUUUCAGCGCGAUAUGUUUCAGCGUCAAUCACACACAGAGUGACUUGCAAGCAGGUUGCAGUCGCGGGCACAAACUCAAAGGACAUAAAGGCCAUGCUGAAAUCAAGGUGUGACAUACCCGCAUGCUUGGCUGUUGGUCGGAUUUUGGCGGACAGAGCGAGAGAGGCUGAUGUGUACACCACUGCUUACACUCCUAGGGAUAGCGACAAGUUCGAAGGUAAAGUAAGAGCUGUGGUUCAGUCCCUCAUUGACAGUGGCAUUGAUGUCAAAGUUUAUCUCGACUGAGAGAGAUUUGAGAUAUCUCAUUGCUUUUGUUGGAUUUCUAAUUCAAUCAAUUUUGGGUGAAUUU
Cuscuta campestris is the source of this 2302-nucleotide messenger RNA. Lineage: Eukaryota; Viridiplantae; Streptophyta; Magnoliopsida; Solanales; Convolvulaceae. The record is from the annotation of a GenBank genome assembly.